Messenger RNA from Cyclospora cayetanensis, 4209 nucleotides. RefSeq lists its product as uncharacterized. The coding region runs from base 1 to 4209 and encodes 1402 amino acids. Gene Ontology annotation, molecular function: protein binding. The transcript has a single exon. The record is from RefSeq and is a predicted model, not a curated record. Lineage: Eukaryota; Apicomplexa; Conoidasida; Eucoccidiorida; Eimeriidae.
AUGGAGAUGUCGGACCACCGGUCCGACUUAGUGGCUACCCAACACGGGAGUCUCCCACAGUCCCUGGCAGCUGCAGAAAGGAAGCCUGCAGAACACGCCCACCAAACAUGUACUUUGCCACCUUUUCUACAAGUAUCUUCAGCACAACAGAGCAUGGGUCCCCCAGGAGGUGUGCCAGAGGAUGCAGAUCACAGCUUUGCUGACCAAAAAGGGCAAUGCCACGAAGAACCCGAUCACCAAAAAAACGCCAGUUCAUUCUCCCUCUCCAAAUCAAGCACGGACCAGCGCCAUGAUGAUGCUGAUUCCUGCACACACACUGAUACUGGUAAAAUUCAGUCGCACAACUCAAAGGAUGACAUACAGAAGCACGAGCAGCAUAAAAGAUUUCCAAAAUUCCCGCCUCAGCGGGACAUACAGAAGAAGUCUACCGGACAGAGCUUAUAUAAAAUUGGCGGAUCACCAGGACCUAUUUUUAAACAGAGGGGGCCCCAGCGAUGGGAUUUCGCUAACUGCAUCCCUGUGGAUGUGUCUUGUCAUUCGUUGGCCGACGACCCUCUCGCAGUAUGUUCUAGCAGUGAUGGUGUACUGCUGCUAGUACACUCACACACUGGAGUGCUCCGUUUGGUCAAAUGCUCAUGCCACAAGACUGUGGAAGGUCUUACAGCAGCUAGUGAAAGACUGGACUCAAGGCUGCAAGCCACUUGCGAUAGCAAGGUACUGUUGGUUAUUUCUGGAGCAGUACCCCUAACUAAGCGCCCUCAGGGCGAGCUGGGUUUAGUAAAUGUGAGUGGAGACGCGAUAAUGCUGGUGGGCGAGGCAGAAGACCUUGAGGCACGAAAACCUGCCCGGCUUAUUGUGCAUUACCUCGGCAGCCACAAGAAGCAUCAAACCGAAAAUACGGACGAUGUGGUUACAAUUAGUGCUCUAAGAAAGUUGCCAGUCAGCAUGCACAAAGAAGCUCCAAGACCUAGAUCCUUCUACACCGUGGUGUUUGACGAAAAACGGCAGGCAAUAGUUUUGUUUGGGGGUGCAGGAUCACCAGGAAGCGGUAAUAACUCCGACAGCUUCUUUGAGGGGGACGACACGGGAUUCCUGCCUUCAACGUGGCAGACUUUUGAUGACUUGUGGAGAUAUUCUAUUCUUUCCGGUCAAUGGGUGCAGCAUUGCCGGAAACAGCCGCAGGAGACACCUUGCCCUUCAGGCGAAGCUGGAAUUUUCAGAGAGCAAGAUCUCGUGUCGUUGUGGCCACCGCCAGUGGCAGGCCAUUCUGCGGCAACGUGGGAGAGACGCAUGUGGGUGUUUGGCGGAUGUGUUCAAAAUUUUAUGGAUAAAAGUACACCCCCUAGAAGUGCUGCUAUCGCCGAGCUAUGGUGCCUGAAUCUCGAUGGUGGCAUGUGGAAGGAGAUCCAUUCUGCUGGCAAGGCACCAGCUCCACGGUUCCGCCACGCGAGUUCUGUGAUUGCUGGAAAUCUGCUUAUAUACGGAGGUAUCGACCACGAAGGCCCAGUAUCUGCUGUAGAGAGCUUUUAUGCCGCAGAUAUAGCUGAUCCCGAUUCAGUUAUGUGGACUCGAGUAAGUGUACUGGACCCCCUUCCACUUCCGCAGUUCUUCCUUGGAGCAACUACUUCUCGAUGGAAAGACGGACACACCGAUAUGGGGUCCCUUCUCAUAUACGGACAGCGGGAGGUUUAUCUCAUUUGCUCAAAGACGAUGAAGCGGCCCGCUCAAAUAUGCCUGUCAAGAGGUCGCCAGUGCAAGGCCAACACUUCAGCCGUGGAAGAAGUAUACGAUACCACUCAACUGGAAGAGCUUCCUGACAAGCAAGAAAACAAAAAUUCUGCUCAUCAGGAGGCAGCGUAUUCGGUAGAUCGUCUGCAGCAUGAUGGCUUGUUACCACCGGUCACUUCCACUACACCAGCAGCCGAUGACGCGGGGCCAAGUAAAACAAAGGACGAGGCUCUCCAAGCUGUCACAGGAACACCCAACCGUACGGCGCCUAUGCAUGCAAUGCGGGACAUGGCAGGGAUGGAGAACAGUGGAAGCCGCCUUCGCUUGCAGAUCCUAGCCACACCGAUGCACCGUUCUGCUCAUAGUGCUACUAACGCAAACUCAAAAACGAUUCCUGCGACCACGGAGGGAACACACCAGGGCCACAACUUUAGAUUGGAUCUGCUUAGAGCAAACAAUACUCCCACGUGGAGUUCUACCAUUUCAAUGCAGCGGAUGAGGACACCCAUAAUAUUUCGAGCAAGAUGUCGGGAGAGAAAUCGAAAGAACAAACAUAGCGUAAAUUCCCGCAAUCAUCGAUUUGCAUCAGCCCAGGGCUAUCCAAAUAAUACCACAACUACGGAUUCUCUGAUUAGAAUCUCGGGGCCAGCUCACAUUGUAGAGCAGUGUUUUAAAGACAAACGAAGAUGCCCCUCAACCGGAUCAUCAAACGGCGCCCACACGACAUAUGCCCCAGACACACAGAUAAGCGGUUGUUUGGAAGGUAGCUCUGUAUCAAAUACGCAUGUAUCCGAUGAUGACCUGCACGUGAAUAUUCGAAGUAUUCCUGCCACUACUACCGAUCCAGCGAGACCAAACGCAGCCACUUGUCCAAACACACCAAGAUCUCUCUCACAACAACAGCUUUCUAUUCUAUUUGCAUUGGCGCACCACGCAACACUAGGAUCCAGUACUGGAACGCAGAAGUAUCCUGUGGUGGCGGGAGCUGGUGCAGACCGGCACGCCAGCCUACUACAUGCUUUGCAUUGGGAUCAUCGGCCUCCGGAUCCUGUAGCGCGAUGCAUUGCCACUGGGAUGACGACAGCCGAACAAGUCAUUACACUCCCCGUAUCGCACCCUACAGCUGCGUUCGACCCGGUGGCAAGAAACGACUGCCGCUCUGAAAAGCUUCGGGCUUGCGUAGGCUCGUGCACCGCAAUGCCGCAACAAACACGGCCAUUUAACACGACCAGUUCUCCUAGAUCGUUACGGAUAUCAAGCCAGCAACUGAGCGAACGGACAACACUUGGGGAUAGGCCGUCAAACUCUCUCGCUGGCUCGGGAUCCAGUGGUGUGUCAGCUACAACAUUCCGCCCUCUUGGGUCGCUGGUCUCAACUCCCCCCUCCGCCGCACCAGGCUCAUGCCCACCAGGGGUAUCUACCAUCUCGCAAUACCCUCAGCGUAACGUUGACGGCGUCGAUUCUCUCAUGUGGUGGGUAGCCUUAGGUUCAAGCGCGGAGCGGGCCCAUUACAUGGCAAAUGCGACUGCGGCACGUUCCAGCAUUGCCAGCAGUAUCCACUCCAGCGCCUCGAUCCAAUCCACUAACACCAGCGGUGUUUUAAGAAGUGCCGGUAUUGACAGCGUUCAGGCGACUGCGGGAAACAGUAGAUGCAACAGUCAUGUAGAAGUAAUGCUUCCAGGAAACUCUCCUUUCCAAACGAAACGCCAUCUCGCGGCGUCCAGGAUGUAUGCGUCACUGAUGCCAAAUAUCCUGUCAGAGGAUUCCACAGCUAAACAGUCUUUUCUUCCACCCCUGCCGCGCAACCUUGACCCCAAAACGACUGAGGCUACCGUUGCCAAAUCUUUGGUUGCCCGGCGCGUCGCGCCUCACGCGUUUGCGGCGGAAUCCUCGGGGGAAGUAGCUGAUGGAGGGCUACCGCUUCCCCGCCCGGCUAGAAAAGUCAGGAACUCGAAUCCGAAAGCCCAACAGACUAACAUUAGCAAUAGAUUAAGAGGCAAAAGCGGGCCACCUACCAUGGUCAAACACAUUGAAGCUAUAAGUUGCAAACCAGCCGUACGCCCGACUCAGGCACGCAGGGUGUCACGAACCUCUCAACCGGUUUCCACCAAGACUGUGAGAACAGCAAGUAUUCCACAGCAUGGAACUACCCCAACUUACCAUCGCACCCUAGGCAGCAAGUUUCGCAAAAAGAUGGGCAAAGCAGACGGCAUCGCUGCGGGACUUGGUUUGGCUUCUCGGAAGGCAGCCGUCCCGCCCCAGAAUUCGAAAAAGUCACGGAUGCCGCAGCUAGCAACUGCUGCUUUAGAUGCAUACCCAUACUCGCAUGAACGCCUUUUGCGGCGUAUUGUGGGUUGGCCUUGUGAAGCGAUCGCUACCCUCUUAGCGGCAAAGGCUAAAGCAGCCCCACAGUUCAUGCACAAGCGAAGUUCAAGCAGCGUAAAGCCAAGAGGCAUGACAAGGAAGAAUACUCCAAUAUAG